Molecule: messenger RNA, 2945 nt
Organism: Ipomoea triloba (trilobed morning glory)
Lineage: Eukaryota; Viridiplantae; Streptophyta; Magnoliopsida; Solanales; Convolvulaceae
Product: probable pectinesterase/pectinesterase inhibitor 58
Exons: 3
Coding region: 138-2945 (935 amino acids)
Biological process (GO): cell wall modification
Molecular function (GO): pectinesterase inhibitor activity; pectinesterase activity
Source: RefSeq, a predicted model, not a curated record
CAAUGUUAUAAAAAAAACUGCUUCACUCCCAUUCUUGUUUUCCGACAUUUGGAGGAGAGGGUCAAGCACCUCCUUGAGCCCGGCCUUCUCCACCUUCUUUAAUUUGAGAAUAUAAUAAUAAGACCACAAAAGAAAACAUGUCUAACAAUGUGAUCGUUAUGGUGGUGUGCUCUGUCCUUCUGCUGGCAAUGGUGGUUGCUCUCACGGUGGGGUUCGGGCGUUAUGAAUAUAAAGAGCGCAAGGAGGUAAAAUCCUCGGAGAAAGCCAUCAAAUCCAUAUGCCAACCCACCACGUACCAAGAGACUUGCAUUAAGAGCCUGGAGAAAUCUCCGGCCUCCAAUACCACGGACCCCAAGGAGCUAAUCCAAGCCUCCCUCCACAUCACCAUUCAUCGCCUUCGCAACGCCAUGAACAAGUCCAGGCAUUUGGAGGAGCUCCACAAGGACCCCAGAUCCAAACAGGCCCUGGAUGAUUGCCAGGUCCUGGCCAAACGGGCCGUGAAGGAUCUGAAGAGGACGUUCGCUCAGUUCAGCGAGUUUGAUCUCUCGGAUUUGGAUAACUGGCUAGCGGAUUUGAAAACAUGGCUUAGCGGUUCCCUCACGUAUCAAGAAACCUGCCUGGAUGGCUUCCAAGGCACCCCUGGUGACCACAAGGAGAAGAUGAAGAAGCUUCUCAGGACUUCCAUGCAAUUAACGAGCAAUGCCUUGGCUAUGGUUACCGAAAUCUCUUCGGCUCUCUCGGAAUUGGGCGUGCAGGGCGUGAGCAGCUCCAACAAACGGCGUCUCCUGGGACACGAGAGCCUUGUUUGGGCUGAGAUGGCAACCCCGGAGUGGGUGGACAUGGGGCGGCAUAGGCUGCUAACGGCGAAGAGGUCGGAGAUCAAGCCCAACCUGGUUUUGGCCAAGGAUGGGUCGGGGAAGUACAUGACGAUAAAUGAGGCGUUGGAGGAUAUCCCAAGGAACAAGAACAAGACAUUCGUGUUGUACAUCAAAGAGGGUGUUUAUGAAGAGCACGUCGCAUUUUUCCGGAAAAUGACACAUUUGAUGAUCAUGGGUGAUGGUCCAACCAAGACCAAAAUCACUGGAAGCAAGAAUUACAUUGAUGGGGUUUCCACUUUUCACACUGCAACCGUUGCUGCGAUGGGAGAUUUUUUCAUGGCAAGAGACAUUGGAUUCGAGAACUCAGCAGGGCCGGAGAAACACCAAGCUGUGGCACUGAGAGUCGGGGCCGACAGGUCAAUCUUCUACAACUGUCAAAUGGAUGGGUACCAAGACACUCUUUACACGCACACCUACCGCCAGUUUUACCGCGACUGCAUAAUCUCCGGCACCAUAGACUUCAUCUUCGGCAACGCCGCCGUCGUGCUCCAAAACUGCACCUUUAUGGUUCGAAAGCCGAUGGAGAAUCAACAGUGCAUUGUUACGGCUCAAGGCCGCAUAGACCCACGCCAACCGACCGGCCUCGUCUUGCAAAAUUGUAGCUUUGAGGCUGACCCGGAGUACUACCCUGUCCGGUCCAAGCUCAAAUCGUACCUGGGCCGGCCUUGGAAAGAGUACUCUAGGACUAUAAUUAUGGAGUCCUUCAUCGACGAUUUGAUCCAGAAAGAUGGAUGGUUGCCGUGGAAUGGAGAUUUUGCUCUGGAUACGCUUUUCUAUACUGAAUAUAACAAUAGAGGACCGUCUUCUAGUAAGGGGGAGCGUGUGAAAUGGAAGGGAGUGAAGGAGCUUCCCUUGAACCGGAUUGAACGGUUCACGGCGGCGCGGUUUAUCCAGGGUGAUGUAUGGAUUAAGCGAACUAGACUUCCCUACAAUUCCGGUUUUAUUUACCCGCCACCCAAGCAUAGUCCGGAGGUUAAAUACUCGCCGGUGAUGCCUGAUGAAAUCAAAGAUAUGGGUGCUAAAGAAAAGGCUAUCUAUGAUCCUCCUAAAGCAUCCCCGCCUCCGUCUCCGCCUUCGCCUAGUCAAUUUUCAUUUUCUUCGAUUUUUGGUGGCGGUGGGGGUGGGGGUGGGGGUGGGGGAUCACCUCCUACCAAAGAACCAGCUGAUUCUUCCAACCAAACUUCUCCAAAAACUUCCACUCCGGUUCACCCAUCGCCCGAAUCCACAAGCGGUUCAAGUUCAGCUUCAGUUCAAACUCCAGCAUCAUCACCCGGUCCGGUUCAGGCACCAUAUCAAUUCUCAACUAUACCAAUUUCAGUUACUCCUGUAUCAGCCCCGGUUCAAGGUGAACCUCCCACUCAAGCUUCUGAGUCAACUUUUGGUUUGGGAUCCCCCGGUCCAGUUCAGGCAUCGCCUCAAUCCUCAACUGCUCCAGUUUCUUCUCCGGUUCAAGCUUCUGCAUCAACUCCUAGUCCGGUUCAAGCACCUGCUCAAUCCCCCACUACGGCUCCAGUUUCAGCUCCAGCUAAAGCUGAAGCUUCAACUCCGGCUUCUGCGUCAGUUCCUGGUCCGGUUCAGGCUUCUGCUCCCGCUCCAGUUUCUACACCAUCUUCUACCCCGGCUCUAGCUCCGGCUCAGCCCUCAACACCGGUAUCAGCUCCCACUCAAGCUUCUACUUCAGCUUCCAGUCCGGCACCAUUAGCCCCCACUCAAGUUCCAGUUGCAGCUCCACUAGGAAACUCGGCUACUCAGGUUCCAACAACGGCUCCACCUGGAAACUCGACUACUCAUGUUCCAGCAGCGGCUCCACCUGGAAACUCGGCUCCUACUCACGUUCCGGCAGCGGCUCCACCUGGAAACUCGGCUACAGAAGUUCCAGUAGCGGCUCCAUCAGGAAACUUGGAUACUCAUGUUAAAGUAGCGACUUCAUCAGAAAACUUGAUAGCUACUCCUUCGAUUCAGACUAAAACAGCUCUUGGUCCUAGCGUAGAAGCAGGCGUCAAAACUCCAUCGCCAUCGAGAAAUCAACCACCCAAAAGUUCGGGCUGGACUUUUGGAAUUUUUUGA